AUGGCGCGGCCCUUGCGGGGUGGCGACAGUGGAGGCAGGCGCAGCAGGACGUACUGGAUGUGCAGCUGCGGUGGGUGGAACUGGGACUGGCGCACCACGUGCUUUGGCUGUGGGUACGCGGCCCCGCCCUGGGCGCUGGAUGCCGCUGCCAAGGCCAAGCCCCAGGCGGACAAGGACGGCUGGGUGGAUCAGCCACGCGGGCGCCGUGCGCAGCGGCAGGCCCGCAGUGCGGCAACGAGUGCGGCAACCUCCAAGUCGCAGACCUCGGCGUCGGGCGCCAGUGGGACGCCCAGCGGCAGCGGCGCCACGGCGAUCGAGAGGCUGCAAGUGGCGGUCGAGCAGCUGGAGGCGCUGCAGGCGGAGCCGCCCGAUGGAGUCGACUGUUGCUUCACCGACGUCGUCGCCAGCCAGCUGGAGGCCAAGCGCGCAGAACUGGCAGAGGCCCAGCGGGCAGCUGCGGAGCAGAAGGCGUCCUCCAUGCCGCUGUCGACGAUGCUCCACAAGGAGGCGAACGUCAUCAGCAAGGCGGAGAAGCGCCUCCGAGCAGCGCGCCAGAGCCUGGAGCAGAAGCAAGAGGCUCGUGGACUCGUUGAGGCCCAGCUGCAGAAGGCCCAGGAGGAGCUGGCGCAGCUCGGCGCGGAGGUGGAGGAGGCCAGCCGUGCGCUCCACGCCCUCGAGGAGGAGGCCAGAGUGGAGGCUGCGGCGCAGCUGCGCCAGCGAGCGGCCGAGUGGGCAGGGGCCAGCCAGGUCCCAGGGCUCCUCAUGCAGCUGGACAAGCUGCCCGAGGCUUGGGGUUCCAGCAACUUCGAGGUGGCGUGGGCGGCCAUUCGCUCCCAGGUGGAGGCAGUGCGCGCGCAGCUUGCCGAGGCCCCUGCCGCCCCGAGGAGAGCGCCCUGGGCGGAGUCGUGCCCCAUGGACGAGAUCAGCAGCGAGGACGGCGACCACGCAGGAGGCUGCAGGCCCUGGCAGCCGCAGUGUGCCGCGGAGCGAGGCCAGGCCGAACGACGCGGCGACGCCCACGGUGAGUGGCCGAAGGUCGCCCAGGCGUGCAAGCGGGAGCUGGCGGCCGAGGCUGAGGACCUGGUGAGAGGCCACAGCUGUCUUGCGCGUAGCCACGCCAGAGGCGCUCUGCAUAGGCAGCAGGAGGGCGGCGGCGCUGAAGCGCCCCGCUUCGGAGGCACGCGGCCCCUCGACCUCGGGAGUGCGCAGGCCGCGCCGGCGCCAGGCCAGGCUGGGACGGCAGCUCAGGAUGUCCGCUGCGGGCUGGAGGAUUUCGGGGUCAACGGCAACGUUUGGGGGUGGAGCCUGGAGGGGGCCGAGGCCUCGGGCUCGCGCAGCGGGGCCCCGCCGCGCCUUGUAGGGCUCCAGGAGACCCGCCUGGCUCCGCACCGCCUGGAGGAGGCCAGAGGAGCAGCGUGGCGCAUGGGCUCUACGGCGUUCCUCCACGUGUCGGCGCCCACGGGCAAGGAGGGCCAGCUGGCGAACUCAGGCGGCGUCGCAGGCUGGAGGCAGGGCUUGUGUGGAGUCACAGUGUCCACUGCGUCAGGCCUGCAGCUACUGGCAUGCUCGCUGGGGCCCAAAGGCUUCUACCGCGACAACCUCGCUGCCUUCGGCGACGCGGUGCUCUGCCAGAGGCCGCGGUUCAUUUCCGUCGUGGGCCUGGCCACAGAGACGUUCAGCACCAACGGGGCAGGUUUGGCGGGGUGUGCGUGUAGCCUCACUGUAGCCAAGCCGCCUGGGCUGGCAGCCCUCCGCGCCGCCCCAGCGGGCGGCAGGCCGCUGGGUGUGGUGCGCUACGUCGUCGGCGACAUCGCGCUGCAGGCCGUGGGCGCGGAGCAGCUGGUGGCCGCGCGGUUCGGCAGAGCAGGGCUGGAAGUGGUGCGUCGCCUCCGCGGUCAGCGCCUGCCUCUCAGGGCUGCCCAGACGUCCUGCCUCGCUCCGAGCCCCAGCCCAGGACGCCAGCUCGGGGCGCGCGGGAAGUCGCUAGGCUGGACCCUCGGCGAGACCUUGAUGGCCAGGAACCUCGGCUCGGACCCCGCCAGCACGAGGUGGGGAGCACAUGGGGGCAGAGUCCGAGCUGCAGGAGCGCUUCGCCGAGCGCGCAGGCUGGACCCGAUCCACAAGGCUGGGCCCGCGGCCAGCAGGGUGAGCGGGGUCGCGGACAACGCGGACCGCGAGCUGCACGGUUGGAGGCUGGCGGCCUGUCGCUGCGCAGGAGCGCUCCCCAUGGGCGCAGAGCGAGGGCUGUGCAUGCGCUGUGGCGAGCUCAGGAGGAGGCGUAACCUGGGCCCUGCAGCUCUCAGGGCAGGCCGCGCAGUCCAGAUGAUGGCGGGCCUGCUGCAGGCAGGCGAGCCGCCGCCUACGCUGAUGGAGCGGGGGCUGGAGGCGGCGGAGACCAGGCGCGCAAGAGCUGACGCGCCAUGGAAGCAUUGCGCCUCCCCCCUCGGCGCGGAGAAGCUGACCCGUGCGUGGAUCGAUUGGCACUUCAAGUCUGAGCAGUGCAUGAUCGCGGACCUCGGCGACGAGCUCGACCUCAUGCACCGCGGGGCCCAGGUGCUGGGCUGGGAGGCUGGCCCGGGCGCUCGAAGUGCAUCCUUUCGUCGCGAGAUGCGAAAGCUCAGCCACGACACCUACCUGCUGGGGGCCUGCAUCUCCAACCCGCGCUGGACGCAGGCCAGGCUCCUCGAUGCACGGGAACAGGGGCAAGCACGCUGCAGCGAAGCAGAGAGAGGCACCUUGUGGCACCGCCAGCACGGCAGCCCUGUGCACGAGGCCCAGCGGUACGGCAGAGGCAGCUGGCUGCCUGCGCACAGGCCACCGCAGGGUCGCCGCACCGACGCCAUGGGGGUGCGUUGUUUCCGCAGGCCGCCUGGUGAGAAGCUCAGCGGCAAGCUGUACCUCGACGGCGCGACGCUCGAGCCGCUGUUCGGCGACUUGCGCUGGGAGGGCGGAGCCAUUGCGCACCGCGACGGCGACGGCAACCUGGUGGCAGAGGUCUACGGGGCAGACGGGCGCGACCGCUGCCCGCAGCGGACGGCCAAGGACGGCGAGGACGUGGAGGCCUGGACGCUCGCCACCCUCGCUAGGCCAGCAGUGGAGGAGGUCAGCAUCGACUGUUCUAGGCAUGCAGUGCUCAACGGGCGCCUGACGGAGGCCCAGAGGCGAGGCAUCGAGCACGCCGACCGCCUUGCCCUGGGGAGGGCCCAGGUGCAUGCAGUGGACAAGCGGACCGUUGGCGUGCACCAGGCGCAGGCGGGGUUCGUGCAGGAACUCGGGCGCUGGAUCUGGUGCGCCGUCAUCCUCGGGCAAGGCAUCGAGGCCGGUGGCGGCGAAGGGCUCCCUCUUGCUGCCCAGCGGCGCCAGGCGCGUUUCGCUGACGCCGAGAGUUCUCAGGCAGCGGAGGAGGCCAAGGGCGAGGGGCCGUCGGCCGAGCGGCCACGGCUGGAGAGCAUCCGCUCGACAGGCAACAGCUCGGCAGCCCUUUCGGCCAGUGCGGUAGCCUUCAGCAUCCUGGGACAUGCCCUGUCCUACGCCUGUGCUGGAGAAGGUGAGGGCACCCAGGAGCUCGUGGCGUGCUCCAAGUGUAGGGCCUACAUGGCGCUGGGCGGCCGCUCGGGGGUCAAGCCUCGCCUCAAGGAGCGGUGCCCAGGCGACAAGACCGACGAGGGCGGCAAGAACCAGCGCAGCCUGUGGCUACGUGGACUCCAGCCUGGAGGCAGGAGGCAAGAGGGGCCACGAGCUGCCAGGCACAGAGUGAAAGGAGAGGGCAUCCCUACGCUGCGUUCGCAGGGUCCAGUGCCAGAGCACGCGCAGGAGCGGUGCCUGGAGUGGCUUGGCACGGCAGCGGAGCCAGCUGCAGACCCCUCGGCCACGGCGACCAGUGCAGGCAGCGCCCCAGCGGCAGCUGCGGAGCCGCGAGUGGCUGCGGACCCAGGAGGAGGCCCCUCGGGUGCGGCCGUUGCCGCGGUCGCCGCCAGCCCGCCCAAGCGGCGCCCAGCUGCGGCGAGAGUGGGGAACCUCGGCGAGUUCGAGGUCGUCGGUGAGGGGCUCGCCGCCGCGGCUGGCACUGAGGGCGGAGCCCUGGAAG
Molecule: messenger RNA, 4087 nt
Organism: Prorocentrum cordatum
Lineage: Eukaryota; Dinophyceae; Prorocentrales; Prorocentraceae
Source: the annotation of a GenBank genome assembly